This is a messenger RNA of Cryptococcus deneoformans JEC21, 1668 nucleotides long. RefSeq names its product pseudouridylate synthase, putative. Gene Ontology annotation, molecular function: RNA binding; pseudouridine synthase activity. NCBI's taxonomy places the organism in Eukaryota, Fungi, Basidiomycota, Tremellomycetes, Tremellales, Cryptococcaceae. Gene Ontology annotation, cellular component: cytoplasm; nucleus. Bases 79 to 1623 code for a protein of 514 amino acids. Gene Ontology annotation, biological process: tRNA pseudouridine synthesis; mRNA pseudouridine synthesis. The record is from RefSeq and is a predicted model, not a curated record. The transcript has a single exon.
CAUUUGUUUGCUUUGGCGAUAGUUGACUAUCACAAAUUUACCUGCUACACAGACUUUUCAUUCUCGCUCUCCUCUUGGAUGAUUAUCACCUUCAUCCUUCGGAGAGCAAACAAAAUGUCACGCUACGCCAAUCUCACUCGCGAGCAACUCAUCCAAAAACUCGAAGCUCUCGAAUGCACUUCCCUCGUCCCUUCGCAGGAACCUCUCCCGCCCCAGACCGCGACGGCCACUAAACAAGAACGCAGGUCCAAAAAGAAGGCUGAAAAGCCCUUCCACUUCCCUGCACACCCUACCCGCCACAUCGCCCUUCUCAUCUCGUAUCACGGCUGGCCUUACUCUGGUCUUGCACUACAAGCGCCCGCUACGCCCGAUGGACCGCCCGUCCCUACCGUCGAGGCGGAAUUGUUGGCAGCGCUGGAGAAGACGAGGUUGAUUGCGGAAGGAAAAGGAUGGGAAGGGUGUGGGUUUGGGAGGUGUGGACGGACGGAUAGGGGGGUGAGUGGGGAGGGACAGGUGGUUAAUCUGUGGGUGAGGAGUAGUAGGAAAAGAGGAGAUGGUGGUGGGGAGUUGGGAGAUGGAUGGCGGGAUGCGGUUGAACCGGAAGUGGAAAAGAUGGAAAAGACUGUGAUAGUACAGGAGGACGAGGAAAAGGGAGUGAAAGAGAAAAAGAGCAAAGUCAUCCAGCCUCCUCGACAACCGAGCGAGUUUCCAUAUCCAAAACUUCUCAAUUCUGUUUUGCCACCUUCUAUCCGAAUCCUCGCAUGGUCUCCUAUCCCAGCAUCAUUCGAUUCACGAUUCUCCUGCACGUAUAGACAUUAUCGUUACGCCUUCCACACCCGACCCACACCUACUUCUCCUGAACUCGACCUUGAGCUCAUGCGCCAGGGUGCUCAGCUCUUACUGGGCGAACACGAUUACCGUAAUUUCUGCAAGCUAGACGGGUCGAAGCAGAUUGAGAACCAUACGCGAGGCGUACUGAAAGCAUGGUUCGAAGGAGGGAAGAGUCAAGGUGUAGGCGAUGGGAUGAUGGUAUUCAACUUAAUCGGUACCGCUUUCCUAUGGCAUCAAGUUCGUCAUAUCAUUGCCGUCUUGUUCCUCGUCGGUGCGAAACUCGAACCGCCCUCCAUCGUAUCUGACCUGCUCGACGUCAAGCGCUUCCCUUCAAAGCCCAACUAUACGAUGGGUCACCCUUUGCCUCUCACUUUACACCAUUGUGGGUAUCCCGACGACCUGAUCGAUUGGCGGUUUGGGGGAUAUGACGGUCCUUGGCAGAGAUUAUCGGAAGAUGAAAAGGAGAAAAAAUACAACCUCGCCAUGGGAGGAAGAGAAGGUUUAGACAGACAACUCGAAGUUGCGCGCCAGGAAGCUCAGCUGCGAAGUUGGCAAAUAUCAGGUUCUUUACGGAAACUUGAUUCCAUCUUUGGCCCCUCACGCGCUGAGAAAUAUGCGGGAGCGUUAUGGCCGAUAGGCGGGGGAGAUUACAUGAUGAGUGGAAAGUAUAAGAAGGUAGAAGAUCGACCGAGGGGUGAGACCCCGGAUGAGGUGAAUAGGAAAUGGAGAGAAGGCAAGGGGAAGAUUAGGAAAGAGGCGAGGGAGGCGAAGGGGAUGGAUGUUGACGAGUAAUGACGGUGUGGUGACCCUCAUGCACAUACAAUUGUAGAUUAGACC